Drosophila montana is the source of this 1416-nucleotide messenger RNA. RefSeq names its product pickpocket 30 (gene ppk30). Gene Ontology annotation, biological process: sodium ion transmembrane transport. The transcript has 5 exons. NCBI's taxonomy places the organism in Eukaryota, Metazoa, Arthropoda, Insecta, Diptera, Drosophilidae. The coding region runs from base 1 to 1416 and encodes 471 amino acids. Gene Ontology annotation, cellular component: plasma membrane. The record is from RefSeq and is a predicted model, not a curated record. Gene Ontology annotation, molecular function: ligand-gated sodium channel activity.
AUGAGUACAGCGAUUAAGUCUUCUGAUGUCAAUGGCGAUAAUGAUGAUGACAAGCCGACCAAUACUGGGCCAAAGGAUACAUGCCUCUGUCUUCGACGGUUAGCCCGCAUUAUACUAAUGCUCGUCGGGGCCGUGAUGACCAUUUACGUCUGUAUAUUAUCCUCGGAGCGCUACUUCAAGUACUGGGUUCAGACCACAAUCGAUCGCACAGAUGUUCACGUGUCAGAGAUUGCCUUUCCAGCCAUCACCAUUUGUCCCACGCACUUAACCCUUAACAGUCUCAAUAACACAGAAAAAAAUAGCAGAAAGCAGCGGCUACAUAGACUCUAUAAUCUAGUGCAGAGCAUUCGUUGGCGCACCCCAGCAGAUGACCAGGCCGCACAGCUGGAAUUUAACGAAUUCGAAGAGUUUAAUAACCAAACAUUGCUUAAUGUUGAUAGCAUCUUUAACUAUGGUUACAGCUGCAAGGAUCUAUUUGUGCAGUGCAUGUGGCGACGCCGAGAGGUAGAUUGCUGCAGCAUGCUAUUUAGAAACUUGAAGAUCGGCUCCUGUUAUGUAUUCAACUCAAUACAUGCCGAAGAUCCCGAUCCUACAUGGCCCUGGUCAGUGGGCGAUGCUGGUUUCAAAAGUGCCCUAAAUAUCAAGAUCAAUCGUUAUAUACAUGACAUCAGGCUGGAGGCCAUUGGGGUCAUCGUACAAGAGCCAAGUCAGUAUGUGGGCUCCAGUGUCACUUAUUCCUCGGAUGAUCGCAUUGUAGUGGCUCUGCAGCCGAUACAUUUUACAGCCGAGCCGGCCGUGAAGGCACGCCCAGUGCAUAUGCGCUAUUGUUAUUUUACGGAGGAGCUAAUUAAAUCGUAUUCGCAAUGCAUAAUCGAAUGCCAUCUACACUACAUAUCAAAGAAGUGUGAAUGUGGCCAUAGCCUUGUACCAGAGAGUAUUUAUCUGCUGACGGAGGAGCCGAUCCGCACAUGUACAGUGGCCGAUUUGCCGUGCAUGCAAAAACAUGGAGUGUCGCUGUUUUACAUGGGCAACAUAAUUGAGGAGUCCACAGACAAUGUCUUUAAUACCACCGACUGCAAGUGCUAUCCCAACUGUACUCAUACUCAGUAUCAUGCCGCCACAUUCACGGAUCGUCUGAGCAGCAUGGAAAGCAAGAAUAACUUUAUAGAAGUUGACGUCUUCUUUCAGGAGGAGACACUUUUUUCCUACCGCUCCACACUGCACAUAACAAUGCUCGACUUGAUGGUUUCUUAUGGUGGCAUAGCAGGUUUGUUCCUGGGUCUUUCAGUACUCGGGGCCAUUAAUAGCCUGUUGGAUCGAAUUCCUUGUUGCAGCAAGCCCAUACAACAACCCAUUAAACCUGAUCGCGAGGCUCAUAUGGUCUCACGUUUCUUUACCUGCAACAACAACACAUGA